GCGCAUGCGGACGCUCAAGCGUUUCGGCAAGGUCAUCAAUGGCCACAAUGCCAAGUCCAUCGGCGCAGUCGCCCGCGCUGGCGCCAUGGCCGAGGCCACCUACGGCGACGAGGACAUGGGGAGGCGCAUGCGGACGCUCAAGCGUUUCGGCAAGGUCAUCAAUGGCCACAAUGCCAAGUCCAUCGGCGCAGUCGCCCGCGCUGGCGCCAUGGCCGAGGCCACCUACGGCGACGAG
Molecule: messenger RNA, 235 nt
Organism: Prorocentrum cordatum
Lineage: Eukaryota; Dinophyceae; Prorocentrales; Prorocentraceae
Source: the annotation of a GenBank genome assembly